Molecule: messenger RNA, 708 nt
Organism: Camellia sinensis
Lineage: Eukaryota; Viridiplantae; Streptophyta; Magnoliopsida; Ericales; Theaceae
Source: RefSeq, a predicted model, not a curated record
AUGACUUCAGCGAUGAGAAUAUUGUCAUAUGGUGUCGCAGCAGAUGCAGUUGAUGAUUACAUACGUAUCGGAGAAAGCACUGCAAUUCAAAGUUUGUGUCACACAUUGGGAAUGGAAAAAUUGUCCAAAGGCAUGGCAAGGUCAAUACGUAGGCCAUCAAAAAAGCCAACCAUUAUUCUUGAAGCAGUAGCAUCUUAUGACUUGUGGAUUUGGCAUGCAUUUUUUAGAAUGCCUGACUCACACAAUGACUUGAAUGUGUUGGACCGAUCGCCUUUGUUUUCUGAUCUUGCGCAAGGUAAAGCUCUCCCUGUCCAUUACACUAUUAAUGGACAUAAUUACGAUAUGGGUUAUUACCUUGCUGAUGGUAUAUACCCUCAAUGGGCAACACUGGUUCAAACAAUUUAUUCUCCCCAAGGAGCAAAGAGACAGCAUUUUGCAAUGACGCAAGAGUCUGCUAGGAAAGAUGUAAAGCGGGCAUUCGGAGUGCUUCAAUCUCGAUUCGCAAUUAUAGGCGGUGUUGUACGCUUUUGGGAUCCGAAAAUGCUUGCCAACAUAAUGAAAAGCUGCAUUAUAUUACAUAAUAUGAUUGUCGAAGAUGAGAGGGAGGAGCACCUUGAUUUCGACUAUGAACUUUCAUCAACCAACGCACCAGUGCAACUUUCCUUUACUCCUACCAAUGACUCCAAUCAUUUUUGUCUCGUCAUUUAG